UUAUUAUUAUUAUUAUUGGGCUUAAUGGCUUUCAGUGAAUGUCAAUCACUGCAAUGUCCUAAAGUACGAACGACUAGUGGUUGGUUAGAUCUGUUUCCCAUUCCAUGUAGAAAAAAUAACGAAUGCGCCGUAAUGGGAAAACAGCAUCUUUGUUGCAAAGGAUUUUGCACCAGAGGGAUUAAAGCAGCAGCAUUACGAACCACGGAGGCGAGUAGUGUAGAGCCCAGUAGUACAAGCACAAGCACAAGCACUAGCACUACCACUAGUACUACCACCACCACUACCACUACUACAACUACUACAACUCCAAGUACCACCAGCUCGACGACUACGACUACCACAACUCCGAAGCCAACUACGACGACUUCAACAGAAGCACCGCGCCCUUUUCUACAAUUACUGCCCAUACAAACAACGCCAAAGGCUGUACCAUCUAAAAUAGGAAAUACACAGAAACUAGUGUGUCCGAAGAACCCGACUUCGAUACUGUUCCCAAUUCCUUGUGAAAAGAAUUCACAGUGUCGUGCUAGCAGCGGGCCCGGGCAAGUUUGCUGUCAAGGCCAGUGCGUGAAAGGUGUACCAGCACCGCGGCCCACCGUAAAAGAACAAUCACACCAACCAUUACUUGGUGUGAUCCCUCGUGAAUGUCCAUCGACGCCGCUUGGUGAACUUCUGUUUGAGGUGCAGACUUGCAAGACCGAUGCGGACUGCUGGCCGCGAGUGUGUUGUCCUGAUGGCAAUCGGUCUUAUUGCCGUACAGGACGCGCUCGCCUCGACCUCGUACCCGUCGCCAACAGGAUCGAAGCUCCGGUCCGUAUGUUUGAGUCGUACUUGCAAUGUACACCACCACCACAGUUCGAUUCAUUCCCACAACGGUGCAGUUCAAGUGUCGACUGCUUCCCCAAUUUAUGCUGUGCAGAGGGCGGUAAAAAACAUUGUCGGCCGCCACAGAGAAGUCUCUUUGCGCUUCUUACCGGCGCUGCCGUCAGAUUUGGUUGAUGCUGCUGAAACUCGAUGAAGAGUAGGUGUGAAUAUGUGUACAUAGCUUAUAUACAUCUUGCAGAGUAACCAUAACUCUUUUUUAUACUUAUUUCAAAUUAUGUAUUAAUUUUAUUUAUAAUAAAUUUUCUUUAAAAAAUGUUUA
This is a messenger RNA of Melitaea cinxia (Glanville fritillary), 1144 nucleotides long. RefSeq names its product mucin-5AC. The record is from RefSeq and is a predicted model, not a curated record. NCBI's taxonomy places the organism in Eukaryota, Metazoa, Arthropoda, Insecta, Lepidoptera, Nymphalidae. The transcript is spliced from 7 exons. The annotation marks the transcript as partial.